Serpula lacrymans var. lacrymans S7.9 is the source of this 522-nucleotide messenger RNA. RefSeq lists its product as uncharacterized. The transcript has 3 exons. Lineage: Eukaryota; Fungi; Basidiomycota; Agaricomycetes; Boletales; Serpulaceae. The record is from RefSeq and is a predicted model, not a curated record. The coding region runs from base 1 to 522 and encodes 173 amino acids.
AUGUCUAUAUGUCGGCUGCUUUCGGUAUUGCUGGUGGUCUUUUUCACCAGCAUCGCUUCAAACGCUGCCGUUGUGCGUGACACUCCCGCUGGUACUAUCUCAUCUCCGGCGGAUGACACGACCAUUGCACCUGGGGCGUCGUUUGAUUUCCAUUACAACACUAGAGCUGAUUAUGGAGUAUCGAGCUACAACUUUACCGUGUGGUUGUGGUCUAAUGUUUCUUUGACCAUGGCUUCCCCGGGCCAGCUCGCAACUGGUCACUAUUUCGGUCGUUUCUCUGAGGAAAAUUAUCCAGGCACGAAUGUAGUCAUUUUUUGGAUUCAUGAUAAUCCAGUACCUGCUCAGUUAGUCAUGCCAGACUUGGCAAUUUCUCCUGGUGGUUUCGGUGCUGGCGCCAAUGGAACAAAUGCCAUUUUUUACAUUGUUGUAAUAGAGGAGUGGGCUUCUGGGGAGGCGGCUCUGGGAACAAGAUUUAGCACCGCAUCCAAUCGAAUCAUGUACAAUUCAAGUUCGAGAGUCUAA